Messenger RNA from Populus trichocarpa (black cottonwood), 1461 nucleotides. Its product is annotated as vicilin Car i 2.0101. The record is from RefSeq and is a predicted model, not a curated record. The coding region runs from base 1 to 1461 and encodes 486 amino acids. Lineage: Eukaryota; Viridiplantae; Streptophyta; Magnoliopsida; Malpighiales; Salicaceae. The transcript has 7 exons.
AUGUCGCGCCUAGCUGCAGCUCCUUUGACCGUUGUUGAUUUGGCAAGAGACAGGCAGACAGUCAUCUCUUCUGGCUGCACUCGCUAUCUAACAUUACUAGUACGUGUCUUCUUGCAUGCCAAACCUGGAAGCCAAGUGGGGGACGGGGAGGCAGCAGGGAAGGAGAGCGUGAAGCAUCAAAAGACCCAAAGAGUCCUCGAUGGGAGAUUGAACGCUGCCAACGACGUUGCGAGAGAGAGGAACGUGGAAGAGGAGAGCUUCAACAAUGAAAGCAUCGCUGCGAAGAGGAAGCGAUCAAGGAGAGAGAGCGAGAGCAAGAAAGAGGGCAACGAGAAGGUGAGGGACAACGAGGAAGAGAAGAGGAUCCUCGGGAAGAAUUCGAUAAGUUCCGUGAACUCUGCCAAAAACAAGAACCGCGCCAGCAACCCCAAUGUGAAAGGAGGUGCGAGCGGCAAUAUGAGGAAAGACAGAGAACAAGAAGAGAAAGAGCACGGAAGAGGCAGAGGAAGCUCAAAUGAAGGAAGCAGACAACAUGAGGAGCAACAGAGGAGCCAAAAUGGUCAUUUCAGAGUUCUUGAGAGGUUCUCUAAGAAGUCUGAGCUUCUCUGCGGCCUUGAGAAUUAUCGCUUUGAAAUCGUUGAGGCAAAUCCAAACACCUUUGUUAUCCCACACCAUUGUGAUUCAGAUGCUGUUUUGUUCGUCCUAAGGGGUGAGAAAGGGAUUAUGACCUUUGUGUCGCAAUGGAAGGGAGAAUCUUAUAGCCUGGAGCGUGGUGAUGUGAUGAAGGUUCGGGCAGGGGUUGUUAGAUACUUGAUUAACCCAGACGAUAAUGAAAAGUUCAGUGCGGCUAUGCUCGUUAAUCCUGUCAACACUCCUGGCAAAUUCAGGGAAUACUUUGCUGCAGGAGGUGAAAACCCUGAGUCAGUAUAUAUACAGUCUUCAGCAAUGAUAUUCUCGAGGUUGCUCUUGCUCCCAAGAGAUCAGCUGGACAGGCUUUUUGGUCAGCAAAAACAGGGCAUGAUCCUAAAAGCCCCCAAAGAAAAGCUCAAGGCAUUGAGUCAGCACGCUUCUUCCUCUAAGCAUAAACGCAGCCAUGAAGGGAAAGGACCUAUCAAUCUACUCAAUCAACGGCGGCCUUUAUACUCCAAUAAAUUUGGAAAGUUCUUCGAGGUUACACCUAAUGAUUACAAGCAGCUGCAGGUACAACCAAUAUGUCGUCUGUUAAGGCCGGAGAUUGCCGGGGUGGAUAUCUAUCCACGAUCGGAGGUGGUUGUCCAGACAAACAACAGUGCUUGGAAAUAUGCAGGCCAUGUUACCGAGGUUAUGGAAUUGUCGAAGCCUACUGCGUUGGUCCAGGCGGUCCGUUCCCAUACUGGGAAUGUCGCUGUGCAUUCCACAAAGGUGCACCCUGCCCACCACCAGGUCCUCCGCAAUGUCCUGGAAGGUGGCCGCCUCCCCUGA